GUGGCGGCUGUAGGGGGCGGAGUCGGUCGGAGCGAGGCGGGCGUAGGAAGAGCUGCCGCGGCGCUGUCUGUCCCUGUGCGUACACGGACACAGAUACGGACGCGGGCCCUGGCCCAGAGGGACAGAAGACUCAAGCCGCCCCAGCCGUCGCGCGCCGCCAGACCAGUUGAUUCCUGUGGCUUUUUCAAUGAUCGUUUGAUGGAAAUGCACUGGAUACAAGAAGCAAACUCUACCUUGUUGCAGUAGAAGCAUUCUUAGCCUGCCUCCUGACUGUGCUCCCCAGUGUUGGGCAGGAGCAGUGACAAAGAUCUCUAAUUGAAGAGAAGAAAACAUCAUUUGGGAAACUUUUUCUCCCCCAUAUUUUUACAUUUUUAUUUUGUUUCCACUUUAUAAAUGGUCAACAUUGAAGAAGCAGACGACACCCCUGGAAGCAUUCCACUCCCAGUCAAGCACUGAACUCAAGGGUGUUGUCCAGAAUCUUCACAAAGCAGAGCAAGUUUCUGCUGGAUUGUUUCUACCCCUAAGGCAGUCCAAGAUCUUAAGGCUACAAUAGACACACACACUUUUUAAAAAUAGCAGCUGUAUGAUUGGGGACAAUGAAAUUAAUAUUUUAAAUGCCCUCUCAUGUGGCCGUUUCUCAAUUGAGUUGACUCUCCAAGUUCAUAGUUGUUUUCUAUUACUUUAAAAUUAUAUUUUUCCUUUGCCACCUACCCUUUGCUAACACAUGACCACAUUUGUCUUGCUAGCCAUGGCCUUGCUAUGAAUAGCAUUGGUACCAACUCCCUAGAUCCUCAUGUACCAUCUGCUUCAGCAACAACAUAGUGCCCACCCUGAAGGCAGGUGAAUGAGCUGAACAGAGGUGUGUGGUUCCCCCUCCCUUUUUUUAAAUGUAACCAGACACCUUUUUCUGUUCUCCCCCUCCCCCUCCCCCCUUUAUUUGGGUAAGUGUGAGAAACAGUAGUUUAAAAUGAGCAACUGAGGGGGCAGAGGGCUGGUCAGCACAGGGCGUGGCUUUCAGUGCCUCGCGUAGGCGUGCUGCUGCCCAGGCCACCCCAGCCCCUCUUCACACAAGGAUAACGUGAAAGACCCAGCUGGGCCAAGCAUACGGAGUUGGAGGACCAGGAGCGCAGAGGUUACACUCUGGGAUCCUGGCCAUGAGGUUUGAUGCCUCCUCACCUUGCUGAAGAGAGACACUGGACCUAAAUGGCGCAGCAUGACUUCGUCCCUGCUUGGCUUAAUUUCUCCACACCACAGUCAGCUAAGGUAUCAAGACCAUAUUUGUGUCAUAGAAGGAAUUUGUCUCCUGCAGCCACCUUUGAAAAACAUGGAGAGCACCUAUCCCGAGGAGAAGGACGAUUUGGAGUGAGUCGCCGGAGACAUAACUCCUCUGAUGGUUUUUUUAACAAUGGGCCCCUACGGACUCCAGGAGAUUCCUGGCACCAACCCUCCCUGCUCCGCCAUGACUCCGUAGAUUCGGGUGUCUCCAAGGGCACGCAUGCCGGACUCGCUGGGAACCAGUCCGGCUGGCAUGGCUCUGCCCGGGGUCACGAUGGCGCGAGCCAGCGCGGCGGGGGGGGAGCAGGGACCCACCGCCACUGGAAUGGCAGCUUCCACUCCCGCAAGGGCUCUGCCUUUCAGGAAAAGCCACCUACUGAGGCCAGGGAAGAAAAGAAAGAAGAGAAGGCGGAGAAGUUGCAGUUUGAGGAGGAAGACUUUCCAUCUUUGAAUCCAGAAGCUGGGAAACAGAAUCAUCCAAGCAGACCUGUUGGGACCCCUUCUGGAGUAUGGGAAAAUCCUCCGAGUGCCAAGCAGCCUACCAAGAUGCUGGUCAUCAAAAAGGUUUCCAAAGAGGAUCCUGCUGCUGCUUUCUCUGCUGCAUUCACCUCACCAGGACCUCACCUUGCAAAUGGGAACAAGCCCACAACUAUUGUCCCAAGUGUCUACAAAAACCUCGUCCCAAAGCCGGCAGCACCUCCUUCCAAGCCCAGUCCAUGGAAAGGCAGCAGGACAGAACACAAAGCGGGCUCGCUCUCCUCUAGCCGCGAUUCUGCCUUUACCAGUCCAGUUGCUGUCACCAAACCAGUAGUACUGGCAAGUGGCUCAGUACUUUCCUCUCCCAAAGAGAGCCCCUCCAGCACCACCCCUCCCAUCGAGAUUAGCUCCUGCCGCCUAACCAAGCUGACCCGUCGGACCACAGACAAAAAGAGUGAAUUCCUAAAGACUCUGAAGGACGACCGGAAUGGAGAGAUCUCAGAGAACCGAGAAUGUGACAAACUGGAGGACAUGGAGGGGAACAGCACACCAGAACCAAAGGAAAAUGGGGAAGAGGGCUGCCAUCAAAAUGGCCUCACUCUCCCCCUAAUGGAGGAGGGAGAAGGCCUUUCUCUCUCACUGGAAGCAGAACACAGGUUGUUGAAAGCAAUGGGCUGGCAGGAAUAUCCCGAGAAUGAUGAGAAUUGUCUUCCCCUCACGGAGGAUGAGCUGAGAGAAUUCCACAUGAAGACAGAGAAGCUAAGAAGAAACGGCUUUGGGAAGAACGGUUUCUCCCAGAACCGUCGCCUCUCCAGCCUCUUCGCCCCUUGGAGAAAUGCUUUGAACCCUGAGGCCGAGGACUCAGGCACAGAGACAAGCAGCAGCGAAACUUCGGAUGAUGAGGCCUGAGCCGUGACCUGUCCAGCUCUGCUCCCCGUCAGGGUUGUAUAAAUGAAACCGCUCUUUUUCCUUUCUUUGUUCAUUGCUGUUGAAUCCUUCGUGCACAAAGGGAAUGAUCCCAAAGAAGAGAGAUUGGCUUGUUUGGCUUUUUUUUGGGGGGGGGGGGUUCAGCCUGUUCUAUGCUUAAUAGAGGCAAGUUUGUAUAGCUGGGAAAUUUGUGACAAAAUAAAUAUAUAAGUAUACAUAUACACACAAAUUUCUAUGUGUGUAAGACAGUAAACUCGUCUGGCAGAACUGGUGGCAGAAGCGAGCAAGAGUCCGACUUUGGCAGCCAAUAGCUUUCUAACCCAGCCCCACCCACCCCAGCCGGCCCCCCCUGCCUGCCCUGGGCCCUCUGGAGCCCAGGACUACUCACAAUGUGCUCACACAAUCAUUGUCAGUGACAAAAUGACUAUGGAAGUUAUCAUUGUGUUCAAUUAAUGCAAAUAACAUGGAUUUUUAAUUGUCUUUGAUUUUUGGCGGCUCGGGCAGCUUUCAUCACUUAACCAAGCAUUUGUGGGUUUCCUUUUUUCCUUUUUGGGUACAGCUGUAAAAUAUUUGGAUAUAGGAAUUGUUGUGUUAUUCUUGCAGCCUUGAUAUUCAGGGUGGAUUGUAAAAUAGAAAUUUUUGUGAGAUUUCAAAGAUUAAGAUUAUUUUGAUAACAUUAUUUACAGAUUUUAAAAAGUGGUUAUCACAUGAGUCUGUAUAAGGGGAAAACUACUGCAUCAAAAAUAACUAACUUGGAAUAAAUAUUUUGCAUCAGUUUGCCA
This is a messenger RNA of Dromiciops gliroides (monito del monte), 3461 nucleotides long. RefSeq names its product GC-rich promoter binding protein 1 like 1 (gene GPBP1L1). The record is from RefSeq and is a predicted model, not a curated record. NCBI's taxonomy places the organism in Eukaryota, Metazoa, Chordata, Mammalia, Microbiotheria, Microbiotheriidae. The coding region runs from base 1204 to 2661 and encodes 485 amino acids. Gene Ontology annotation, cellular component: nucleus. Gene Ontology annotation, molecular function: RNA binding; DNA binding. The transcript has 13 exons. Gene Ontology annotation, biological process: DNA-templated transcription; positive regulation of DNA-templated transcription.